GUCAAAUCCUUAAGUGUAUGUGAACUGUCUGACAGAACUCUAUUACGCAUUCGGCUGUGUGUUCUUUUCAAGAGUGGUGUGGUUAGGUUCUUGUCUGAUUAGAACACUGGCCCCUUAGAAGUCAUGGAGUAUGUCAUCAAGCUCCGUUGGAGUCAGUGGAUCAGAUUCUUCUGUUAGGCUGAGGACUUCGGAUUUACAUUCAUGACUACAAGCAGAAUGUAGCCUAGUGCCUUCAUAAUAAUCUGUGCAGGUAUUCAGAAUGAAUCUGGAAAAGCUCAGCAAACCAGAACUACUGACGCUAUUUAGUAUUCUUGAAGGAGAACUAGAAGCAAGAGAUCUUGUCAUAGAUGCCUUAAAGGCCCAGCACAGAAACACUUUCAUUGAAGAACGCUAUGGAAAGUACAACAUCAGUGACCCAUUAAUGGCUCUGCAGAGAGAUUUUGAGAUGCUGAAGGUGGGAAAUCAUGGCGAAAAGCAACCAGUUUGCUCCAAUCCUUUGUCUAUACUAAAAGUAGUGAUGAAACAUUGCAAGAAUAUGCAGGAAAGAAUGCUCUCUCAACUAGCUGCUGCAGAAAGCAGGCACAGAAAGGUGAUACUGGAUCUUGAGGAAGAGAGGCAGCGGCAUGCCCAGGACACUGCUGAAGGAGAUGAUGUCACCUACAUGCUGGAGAAGGAACGGGAGCGGCUGACUCAGCAGCUGGAAUUCGAAAGGACCCAAGUGAAAAAAUUUGAAAAAGAGCAGAAGAAGCUGUCGAGCCAGUUGGAGGAAGAGAGGGCACGCCACAAGCAGCUGUCCUCCAUGCUUGUGCUGGAGUGCAAGAAAGCCACAGCCAAGGUAGUGGAAGAGGGACAGAAGGCAGGGGAGCUGAGCUUGAAACUGGAGAAAGAGAGGAGCAAAGUGAGCAAGCUGGAGGAGGAGCUGGCCUCCAAGAAGAAGCGGGGUUUGCAGAUGGAGGCACAAGUGGAAAAGCAGCUCUCCGAGUUCGACAUUGAAAGAGAACAGCUGAGAGCCAAGCUGAACCGAGAAGAGAACCGGACAAAGGCACUCAAGGAAGAGAUGGAGAGCCUGAAAAAAGCCCUGAAAGAACUGGAGGUUCCUUGCCAGGGCUCCAACCCUCCUGAGCACUCACAGCAAAACCCUUCAAUGAUGUCCAGAGGUGUAGAAACAGAGAGCCCUCUGGUGAGGUCUGUAUUUUGCCAGACAGAAAGUUCCCAGGCAGACAGAACCAAUCUGGGCAAUGUGGGCAUAACUGCACACAUGGCCCUUCCCAGCCCUGCCACACCUACCCAUCCCUAUGCUAAAGCAAAUGGGCACUGUGACACAGACAUGCAAACAAGGGGUGAGCUAGUGCAGACAGACAUAGCAGAAAACCAGGCACUGCUGAGAGAGAAGCCCGUUGGUCCAGUCCCAGAAAGUGCAGUUGAGAAUGGAAGUUCCCCUGUAAGAACAGAAUCUCCUGUGUAUAUGAUCCCACAGCUUCCUUCUGGUGGGACGUCUCUCUCUCCCAGCAGCACAGCUGCCUCAUCUCUGACAUCUUCUCCAUGCUCGUCCCCAGUUCUGACUAAACGUUUGGUAGGAGCUUCAGGAAACAGCCCUGGUUACCAGUCGUCCUAUCAGGUGGGGAUCAACCAACGUUUCCAUGCUGCCAGACACAAAUUCCAGUCCCAAGCUGAUCAGGACCAUCAGUCGAGUGGCCUGCAGAGCCCACCAUCGAGGGAUUUGUCUCCUACCCUUGCAGACAACUCCGCUGCCAAACAGUUAGCCCGCAACACAGUCACUCAGGUUCUUUCCAGAUUCACCAGUCAGCAGGGACCUAUAAAGCCAGUCUCUCCGAAUAGCUCGCCCUUUGGCACAGACUAUCGGAAUCUGGCAAAUGCUGUGAGUCCAAAAAGCGAGUCCAGCCCAGGCAAAGUUUCUAGCCCGCUGAGCCCAUUGUCUCCUGGAAUUAAAUCCCCAACAAUCCCUAGAGCAGAAAGAGGGAAUCCUCCACCUAUUCCUCCAAAGAAACCUGGCCUGGCUCAGUCCCCGGCGACUCCUACCCCACUAACCAAAACCCCUUCCCAGGCAUCUUCUCUUGGUGCCACCAUGGACUUGGCAAGUAGCUGCUCUAACAAUGCUGUAGUAGCAAACGGUAAAGACAUUGACAUACUGUUGCCAACUAAUAGCUAGUCUUUAGGAAAUGUGAAUGUAGCAUUCCAUGGCUUAGCAUCCUAGAGCUAAGAGACACUGUUUUAUCCACUCCAUGUUAUUUAUUUGGGUAGUAGCAGAAUGUGUCUGUAUAAUACCUUUAGUGUACUUUCUUUUUAGAAAUAGGUAGGAAAUUUUUAUAUUGAUGUAUAAACCUUAACUAUAGAGCUGUAAGGUAGUCCCUAAGGGUGUCUCAUGUCAGCAGUCAAAUGAAACAAGGAGGGAAGAAAAUGUGCUGGGAGCUGACUAGCAAACUAUAAUGGGGCUGAAGCAUUUUAAUUUAUGCAGAAAUCACUUGUGCAGAUUUUUAUUCCAGAUGAACACUGUAUAAAAAGUGCCUGAACUAAGCCUGUGACUGAUUUUGUUUUUCUGUAGAAAACAAAGGGACCAUCUAACCGCAGAAAUAACAGCUCUUCUAUGAAUCAUGAAUGUUUAAAUCACUGGUUUUUAAUCCUUUCCAAUUGUUCUUAAAUCAAAUUUGUAAACAACGUGCUACAGAAUGGAAAUCUUUCAAAGGUGGCCCCAGUUUUGCCCUGUCACAUUAGGAUAUAGCUCCUGUUGACAUCAGAGGAGAUGCACAUGAGUGUGGUAGGGCAGAUUUGGGUCCUACUCUUUAGCUCUGUGCAACCCAAUCCCUUCUCUUUUCCACUGGAGUUGUCCAAAACCAGUGACAGCAUUAAACAGUCAGGGUGGUAGUUUCCUGCAGUUCAUUAAUUUCUCACAUUGGUGUCUCGCUGUAGGUUAAGUGACUAAGGAUUCAUUCCUGGUUCUUCACCUUUGAUUUUAAACUUCUUCAAGCAAUCUACUGUUGGGUGUGUAUGUGUGUGCAGAACUUGUGAGAUAAGGAUCUUGCUAUUACUUGAAAAGAAAUCGCUAGUCAUUCUAUACAGUAAGAUGGGAUCUUUACUAAUAAUCAAAAGCAAUAACUUAUGUUGCUCACUUUGUAACAAUACUGUAUGUCAGACUGAGAUUUUACUGAGCAGUUUGCUAUAGAAUCCUGCUAGCCUCAUUGGCUGCAGCUGUGGAACCAAAUUAUUAACUUUCAUAUAUAAAUAUGCAUAUAUGUAUAGAUAGAUGCACCGAUGUACAUGUUACAUACACAAUGCAUAUUACUCUUAGUCUGGUUAUGUUAUUGAAGUUCUCCAUAAUUCAUAAAGAAAAAGGUAGAAAUACUCUUUAAGAUUAUAAAACAAGAGUAGGUUGUCGUGGUUUUUUUUUUUUUUUUUUUAAUUAGAAAAAAACAUCUGCCUGACUUUUGGACUUCAGUUUGCAACAGAUUCAAUAAUUUUUACCUGUGCUGUGAAUUAAAUGGUGAGUCUACAGACCUCACUGCAAACCUAUGCUCCUCACAUUCAAAUAGGACAGCACCGUCUAGUGUGUGAAGACACUACAGUAAUGGACACUAAAUGUAACAAGAUAAAUAGAACAGAUCAGAGUUACAGCCUGGAAUCUAGCCUGAAUAAGUGUGUAUCCCAAAUGCCAAGUGGCACAGAUUACAAGACUCUGAUCCUAAACUUAGAAAUCAGUUUUGCUGCUUGAUGUUGGCCCACUUUUAGCCUUUCUGCCUACAGCAACGUAGGGCCUGGAGAAGUGUUUCCCAAGUUGGGUGCUUGCUCCUCUGUUUUAAUUAUUCAGCACACAACUAAACAAAGCACUUGAUCCUUUAUUUUAGGAAAGAUUCCUGCAGUGGUUGGGAGGAUGCACUCCUAUACAGGAGCUGGAAGAGACCUAAUUUAUAGGACAUCAGAAUUCUUGAACUGCAUUAGUAGAUGGUGUCCUAGCCAACCCUUUUCUACCCCCCACACAUAAGAACAAUCAGACUCGGUCAGCCCAAAGGUCCAUCUAGCCCAGUAUCCUGUCUUCUAAAAAUGUCAGGUUUGCCCCAGAGGGAAU
This is a messenger RNA of Gopherus evgoodei (Goodes thornscrub tortoise), 4081 nucleotides long. It is a transcript of the gene CTTNBP2NL, whose product is annotated as CTTNBP2 N-terminal like. The transcript is spliced from 5 exons. The record is from RefSeq and is a predicted model, not a curated record. Lineage: Eukaryota; Metazoa; Chordata; Testudines; Testudinidae. The coding region runs from base 260 to 2170 and encodes 636 amino acids.